This is a messenger RNA of Haliotis rufescens (red abalone), 3168 nucleotides long. RefSeq lists its product as uncharacterized. Lineage: Eukaryota; Metazoa; Mollusca; Gastropoda; Lepetellida; Haliotidae. The transcript has 3 exons. Bases 482 to 2131 code for a protein of 549 amino acids. The record is from RefSeq and is a predicted model, not a curated record.
CGCUGGUACAAUAUGAUUACCAGUGGAACUGAGUAUGACUCAACAGCUGCGUUUUAGCCUGCAGCUAGACGAGCCUGACAUUUUUACACGAGGUAGGGCCUAUCUCAGUAUCUGCAUGAUGUGACCUGUCAAUUUCAAGAUUUCAUUGAUUCCAAGCCAAAGUGUGAAUGGAAUGAGACAUUCUUGGCCCAGACAAAGUUGGUCGAGUAUGAAUUUCUUAAUUGUGCGUGAUCUGAAAUGAAUUUCAUCAAGUUUGACUUCAAUGAUGUCGGGACAUUUUCGAAUGGACAAGUUUUUUCUGAGUGAUGAACAUUCAAAUCCUCUUCUACCAAAUCCGUACCAUGGUGGUUGACGGAGAUAGCGAUGAAUAUCGAUUACAAAAAGUUGAAAGCUAAGGUAUGAAGCAGCAUAUCUUUCCUAACUUCUUAUCAGAGGAACCCCAAUCAUCUCAGGAGGAUACAUGGGUACACCAAUCUGAAGUAUGAAGACUCUAGAAGAUCAGGGUUUUGCAGGACAGUCUGCAAAUAACAUUCAGGUUGCUGACAAGGCCAAGGAUUCCCCAAAACGAGAGAAAAUUGAAAAUGAGAAGCAACAUCCGAAUGUGGAAUUUAUCGAAAAAAAUAAGGAAAAUGUAAUGGAAAACGUGGACAGUGGAGGGAAUAAUAUACGCACCACUCAGUGUGACCAAGAUCAACCAAAGACUAAAGAAAGCAAUUCAAAGACUAAAGAGCAUGAUAAAGAGACGCAUCAUCUGAGUACGAAAGACACUAACAAAAGAAAAAUUCCUUUUAAUGAAGAAACACUUGAGUUCCGAUUCUGGAUGCAAUAUAAGGAUUCCAAUUUAGAGGAAAAGAUCUUAUCUUCUUCUUAUGAGGUAUAUCUCAGUUCGACCUUUCUUGCUGAGGAAGUGGGAAUGGUAUCUGGAUUAGAAAAAUGCAUCCAAAAGCAAUUCAGUGAAACUAGCAUACCAUAUUAUAUCAAAUCUUAUGAACAUGAAGGAAUCCGUAGUUUGAAAGUAAGGAUAGCAUUGGUUGUUAUACCAACUCUUGAAAUAUCCAGCAGUGGUAAGGAAGAGCCUAACUUUCAACUAUUACAAAAAUACCUGAGUGCUCUCUUCACUGACAGUGAAACUCAUGAAGGACAUAGAUCAAAGGUCUUGGAAGCUUUUGAUGUACGAAGAUUCCGGGUUGCACAUGAACAACAACUUUCCCGUCUUCUCCUUCAUCGUUACAGCUUUCAGGAAAUACUGAACACAGGAACACGAAGUGAGCAGGGGCAGAUGUGGUAUGAGAAUUUGAGACUGAGGUCCUUCUAUGGAGUAUGUAUUGAGGCUUCCCCCCUCCGUCUUGUAGCAGCAGGGUUCUACGCUACAGGAGAUGGAGAUGAGACCAGGUGCUUCAGCUGUGGUGUGACACACAGGAACUGGACAGGCAGGGACAACCCGUUUGAAAUUCAUGCUGCUGUUUCUCCCUCCUGCAACCAUGUACUUGACACAGACGACAAUAAUGUUUCAAUCCAGGAUACGAAUUCACCAGAACACCUAGCAACUGAGUGCCCUCUCGUAGGUGAUACACAAAAUAACAUUGAACUGAAUGCUGUGCCUGCGGAUUCAACUACGCCAUUUCAUCAAACAUCUGCAUCAAAAUAUGAACACACACUUUCCUCAAUUAACACGUAUGUCCACAUUAUCACAUUCAUAGAUGAUGGUCAUCGCAAUCAACUGGAUGAUAUCGCCGCAUUACGUUCAAGAUUUGAAGCGCUGAUUGAGAAGACCCAUCAUAAAGAUUUCGACGGUAAUGCCAGAUACAUCUUGGAGAAGAAGGAUAACGGUGAAGAGGAAAGUGAACAGACGCGAGAUAAAUGGACAUGUUCACAAGGUCCCCGGACUCAAACAACAGGCCCAGGAUAUUACCCAAACAGUGCUUCCGACAGCUUUGCAUUUCAAAGUCAAGAAAAGGUAAAGGACUUAAAAAAUGGACAAACAAGGAAGAAAACAAAGAGUAAAGCAAGAAAAGAUGAAAUCAAACUGAACAUUACUGUUGAUGACAAUGUUUAUUGGCUUAUCAAUUCUCACUCACCAACUCCCAACAUUCAAAGAAAUACACCAGUGUCAAACUACACCGGUCAGUAACACAAACCCACCAGUAACUGGAAGACUCGAUGAUGUCUCGGACGAAUUGAUCAGUGAACAGUACAUAUUGCAGAUAAUGAGAGGCCACAAAACUGAAUGUAUUUAUUUCCUUAAAUCAGUCACAUGAAACAAAAUUCAAUGAAAAUUAUCACGAAAUGUGUUUCAUAAACAGGACAUUUAAGGACAGUGUUUAGUAACAAAAGAAACUUGGGAUAUUCUUAAUUUGAAACUUCUAAACGACUUAGAAUGGCAAUAUGUCAUGAUGAACACCAUUGGACAGCACAUUGUCUGGUUCCAACUAGCUGCUUUAUGGAAUUUACUGACUAAAAGAAUGCGCGUGUUUUGUAAUUGCACGAGGAAAUAAGGGUAUUUGAGGUUUAGUUGUAGAGAUGUAGGCAAUCAACAUGGAUACCUUUGAAUUGACACUGGUCCCUUGUGACUAUCUCGCGUAAUUUCCAAGACAAAUCUCAAAUGUCUUUUGGAACACUGUUUCUAGACAAAGAAAACAGUGGCCCCGAAAGAGGCUAUUAGAAAUUGUUGCAUUAUUUAUCUUCUUCUACAGCUCGUAGAAAAAUUCGUAGGCAAAAUAAUGAUGGUGUUCCAAUCUCUACCGGUAAACACUCAAAUACAUUCACAGCCAAUAUCUCUGGUAAAGGCUAGGGUGCUGUAAUUGUAGAUGCCGGUUGGAAUCGAUAGCUAUGUUUGCAAAAAUAGUGAUUUGGACAUGAUACGUGUUAUUUACAGUUUAUUGUAGCAUCAUAUUACUUUUGUAAAGAUGUGUUAUUGUGCAUAACAUAAGUUCAUGUCAGUGGCUCUGUGGUUUUUUUACCUGUUCAUACAGAUUACCGUUCUUUGUAUCUAUUUACUCCAUAUCAAUCAUUAUGUUUUGCUCGACAGCUUUUACCCACCAUCCUUUUGGUGUUCAUGUAACCUGAUGAUGUAUAAAUUAUUGCUAUUAAGUAAGAUUUAACAAAGAGUUUCCAAGGUAUAAAAUCACAUGCCUCACCCACCCUCCAGAAUUAAAAUAUACGGUCUUA